AUGGAGACCUGGAGCAAAAAGGAGAUGUCAGCCCUUUUCCUCAGGAUGUGCAAGGUGAAACUCCCAUCCUUCCUCAGGGAACCCAGAGUGACAGAGGAGGACUCCCAGUCUUCACUUAUGCAGCUCUUAAGGAAAAAGAAAGAAGUCCGAGAGAUGGAAAAGGUCAUGGCAGAGAAAGAAGAGGCCUUCAGGCAGAGGAUGAAAGUCAUUGCUGACCGCUGGAGGGACCUGCAUGCCAGGAGGGCCCAGCUGAAAGCCCAUGUGGAGAGAUCUGGAAGCGCUGUGCAGAAAUGUGAAGAGUUACGAAUCCAGGCUCUGAAGACAGACAGAAAACAGAGAGAGGAGAACCUAAAAAUGGAUGGUGAGCUUUUGAGAGCCAAGAUGGAACUGGAAACCCUCAGAAAAAGACACCGUAAACUCUGCAAAAAAGUGCAGAAGUACUCCAUCUUCAAGAAAUAUCUGGAGGAUGUGGUGGAAGUCUCACAGUUUGAGGACAUCUCAGAAGUCAUUUCAGAGUAUGUGUUGCUGGUGAGGACGCGGAAGGACCUUCUGCAGUCACAACAGGGGCACAAGCAGCUGACUGAGCAAGACAAGGUGUUCCUGGAGCAGUACAAAGCACAGAAAGAAGCUGAGAUGCUUCAGUACCAAAAUGAGCUGGGGCAGCUCAAACUACGUGUUUAUCAGGCUCAAAGUGACAUCCCCCUCUGGGAGGCUCGCUGGGCUGACAUCCAGGACAGGACCUCCAAGAAAACCAGGAAGUUGUGGACUAUCAAGCUGGCCAUCCACAACCUCUUCCAGUCUGCCAACCUGCGGCUGCAAGCACAGGGGAGUGCGUUGGAGUGUACCAGCUGCAUACAGCUCAGCAUGAUACAGCAGUUUAUCCAAGACCUUAAAGACUUCCAGCUGUAUAUCGAGAUGCAGAAGCACCAGAGGGCUGCUACAGCUCUGAAGACAAAAGGGACCUGGCAGCAUGACCUGUCCAGCCAGUGA
Molecule: messenger RNA, 990 nt
Organism: Melozone crissalis (California towhee)
Lineage: Eukaryota; Metazoa; Chordata; Aves; Passeriformes; Passerellidae
Product: coiled-coil domain-containing protein 42-like
Exons: 7
Coding region: 1-990 (329 amino acids)
Biological process (GO): spermatid development
Source: RefSeq, a predicted model, not a curated record